Messenger RNA from Ananas comosus (pineapple), 1118 nucleotides. RefSeq names its product protein FATTY ACID EXPORT 1, chloroplastic-like. Bases 120 to 851 code for a protein of 243 amino acids. Lineage: Eukaryota; Viridiplantae; Streptophyta; Magnoliopsida; Poales; Bromeliaceae. The transcript is spliced from 6 exons. Gene Ontology annotation, cellular component: membrane. The record is from RefSeq and is a predicted model, not a curated record.
CGCACGAAUCCGACACGCCUACUCGAGAAACCAUUCGGGAGCUUUCGCGAUCUCUUGUCACCAAAUAUUCUGGUCGUUAGUGUGAAAUUGCUCUUUGAUUUUGCGAUUUUCUCUUCGUCAUGGCCAUGGCGGCGGCGCAGCUUUACGCGUCGGUAGCGGCGCCGAGGAGGUCCUUCGUCCCCUCUAAUGGUCUCGGCCUCUCGCUCUCCACCCCUAGGGUUUUGCGUUACCUCCCGAUGGGGAUCGAAAGGACUUUCAAAAACCCUAGUCAUGGCGCCCCAAAGCUGUCAGUUUCCAUGUGUAUUAGAGAAAAUAGUACAAAAUCUCCUGGUUUUGAGGCUAAUACUGCGGUAACUUAUAAUGAGGAUCAAACUCAUGAAUCACCGAAGACAAAUUUCACUGCCGAACCAGUGGAUGAAACGAUGACGAUGGAUAAAGCAGUCGCUCCACCACCAAAAAGAAGUGCAAAAAUUCAUGAUUUUUGUUUAGGCAUUCCUUUUGGUGGUUUCUUAUUUUCUAUGGGACUUAUCGGAUACCUUUUAUGGAGAAGCCCUGUAAGUCUUGUUUUAGGUGUUGCACCUGGCUUUACUAUAUUUUUGCUGGGUGUACUUAGCCUGAAGGUUUGGAGGAGUGGAAUAUCCAGUGUACCAUUCAUACUGGGGCAAGCAGCAUUAUCUAGCAUACUUACAUGGCAGUACUCUAAGGCAUACAACAUGACUAAGAAAAUACUGCCUUGGGGGUUUUAUGCUUUCUUAAGUGGUGCAAUGCUUUGUUUCUAUACGUAUGUGAUGCUUGCUGGAGGAAAUCCACCACCAAAGAAGCAGAAGCUUGCAGCAGCUUCGCCAUCCUAGCUCAGGAAGAAUGCUCCUCUUCAUGCAGAUCUUCUAUAAGCAGUUUGUGUAGAUCUUCUAUAUGCUUUUAUUGUAUAAUUUUAGUUUUUUUUUUUCUAUUUUCGUUCGACCCUAUGUCCCUAUGUUGUAUGUCUAAUGACUCAAAUCUGAGGAAUAUCUUUGUCCUGGAAGAUCAGUUAUUCUCCUGUGUGCUCGUAUGCUGCAGUUUAUCGGCUGUUCACUUAUAACUAGCUGUUUCAAUUCACAAUUGAUAAGAGGCUUUGAAAA